AUGGUUCAUAAUUAUAAACGUACAUCUGAUCGACUAAGCUGGGAUGAAAUUUCCAUGGCUAAUGCCAUUAGAGCUGUUUAUAAGAAAGAAAUGGGUUAUAAAGCAGCAGCUCAACUUUUUGGAGUUCCUCAAACGACUUUAGAACGACGUGUUGCAGUUUAUAGGCAGAAUCCUGAUAUGAAAUUAUCUGUUUUAAAAGAGCUUGGUAGAUUUAAACCUGUAUUUAGCGAAAGUCAAGAGUCAGAACUAGUUGAAUAUUUAAGUCAACUUGAGUCCAACCUCGUCGGCUUAAGCACUGCUGAGUUGAAAUUACUCGUUGUUCAAUUAGCUGAAACAAAUAAUAUUUCGCAUCCUUUUAAAAAUGGCCGAGCUGGAAAAGAUUGGGUUCAAAACUUUUUGACCCGCAAUUCAUUAUUGUCACUUCGAAAACCCGAAUCAACUUCAGCAAUGCGAGCUGAAUGUUUCAAUAAAGUUGUUGUGAAUUUAUUCUUCGACUUAUUGGAAAAUAUCAUGAAUACCUAUCAUCUAACACCCGAACGAAUUUUCAAUGUCGAUGAAACAGGUUUUUCAAAUGUCCCAAAACAUCAAGCGAAAAUUGUUGCUACAAAGGGAAAAAAACAAGUGGGCAUUUUAACUUCUGCUGAUCGUGGAAAAACGGUGACUGCUGAAAUUUGUAUUUCUGCAGAUGGUAAUUAUUUACCCCCAAUGUUUGUCCUACCACGUCAAAGGAUGAAAAGUGGCAUUAUGAAUGGAACACUGCCUGGUAGUUGGGCCGUAUGUCAUCCAUCCGGUUGGAUGCAAACAGAUAUUUUUCUGGAAUGGUUUAAAUGGUUCGUUAACCAAGUUAAACCAACAAGAGACCGCCCAGUCCUUCCCAUUCUCGAUGGUCACACUACUCAUACUAAAAAUUUAAAAGUAAUAGAUCACGCCCGAAAAAACCACGUCAUCAUUCUUUGCCUUCCUCCUCAUUCAACCCACCGACUUCAACCACUGGAUAUCGCCGUGAUGAAACCACUUUCUAAUUACUACAGCACUGAAAUCAGAAAAUGGCUUCGAGAACAUCCUGGGCGAGUUGUCACAGCUGAAGAAGUUCCAAGUCUCUGUUGUGAAGCUCUGAAGCAAGCAGCUAAAGCCGAAACAAUAACCAAUGGUUUUAAAAAAACCGGAAUUUGGCCAAUGAAUCGUAAUGUUUUUGAUGAUAAUGUAUUUGUAAGCUUGCAAACGAGUGAAAGCAGUCAACUAGAUGAACCAACUCAGCAAGAUGAACCAACUCAGCAAGAUGAACCGACUCAGCAAGAUGAACCAACUCAGCAAGCUGAACCAGCUAUCAAUGAUUCCCAGCAAUUUGAUGAAUUUUUAGAGAGUCAAUCACUUGAUAAUGUCACUAAAAGCUUAAGUAAAAUAUCAGUAGAAUCUGACACGGAAAAAACACCUUUAUCAUCUUCAACGAGUUUCCUAAGAAACACCAUUAACUCUACAGAACGAGAUAAUUUAAUGACUCCUGAGCCAGUAGCUGAUUAUUCUAAGUCUACGUUAACUUCAAGCUCUCGUCGUACAGGAUUUUUUCGACCAUAUGUGCCGGAUUCAAGUUCAGAUAAUGAAGAGAUAAAAGAAGUUCAAUCUACGCCAAGUAGAUUUUGCUACGAGAUUCAUACAACGGAGAAAGCGUUCAUCAACUGA
This is a messenger RNA of Microplitis mediator, 1680 nucleotides long. RefSeq lists its product as uncharacterized. The transcript has 3 exons. Gene Ontology annotation, molecular function: DNA binding. The record is from RefSeq and is a predicted model, not a curated record. NCBI's taxonomy places the organism in Eukaryota, Metazoa, Arthropoda, Insecta, Hymenoptera, Braconidae. Gene Ontology annotation, cellular component: nucleus. Bases 1 to 1680 code for a protein of 559 amino acids.